UGCAAGAAAACCUAUUUGACAGGUUAGUGCUCAGUUUCAUAGAUGAAGUAUUUAAGCUUUAUAUUAACAAAGGAGCUAAUCCAAAAUCAAUGACAAAACUCACUAUUUACAUUUAAACCUCAAGUCUAAAUGGAUUUUAGAUAUUGUGAAAGACCUUUAUUGAACUUUUGUUUAUAAAAUUUUGUAGGAACAUAAUACAUUUUUUUAUUACAGUAAAGUUCUGACCAGCUAUUACGUAUACAUAACAUAGCAAAGGUCAAGUAUUUCAUGUUUUAUCUGAUUUGAAAGCUAGAGAGAAACAGUAACAUUGUUUCUUUUAUGAAACUCAGACAGUUACACAACCAAAUUUCAAUAUAUAUUUACAAUGGAAUAUUAUGGAUUUUAUUAUGCACUGUAUGUUUUAAUUCACAAAUACACCGAAGAUUUCAAUCACUAAAACUUUUAUUAUCAUGUCAUGAAUUUCCAGGACUUUCCCAAGCUCAGCUGUUGGGUUUCCUGUAAGCAAAUACUGUCCACUUUCAUUCCCACACAGAACAGAUCGACAGGACUGGACAGGUAGCCUGUUUACAGUGAGGAUUUUUAAAUAAUUUGAAACCGGAAUGAUGAAACAUACUAGAACCAGAAAAAUCUGUGUGAAAAAUGAAGGUAUAAACACAAACAAGGAAGAGCUAAGAAGCGUGAGAGACACGGUUAUACGGUGGAAUGGAAGAGGACAGACAAUAGUGGGAUCAGGAAAUUCACAAGUGUAUGAUUUGACUGAUGAUCUCAGCAAGAAGGAAAAUAUUUUAGAGGUUCUUUAUCCUCUCUCUCAAACACAAUCAAUAAUGAAUAACCAACCCGUAAACACGUUUGGAAUUCAGGAAGAUGGAAACAAACUAAAUCCCACAAACACAAGCCUGGUUUAUUUCUCUGCAUGUAUAAAUGGUACUACUGAACUGCUUCAGUACACUCAAUGCCCGACCUCUCAGCUCCUGUGUGACUCCUGCCUUUACCCCUGCACUUCUGCUGCCUGCACCAACAAGCUGUGCCCCCUCGUCUCCACACUGCUAACCUGUGACUUGGUAUCAGAUCCACAGAGCAGAGUGUUUGGUUGUCCAACGUUCAGAGCCUGCCCUAAAUGUCAUAAUCUGAUUAUGCAUGAAAAAGGAUGCAAAUUUGUAAUAUGCAAAACAUGCACUCACCAGUUUUGUUUCAUCUGCUUGGAAGGUGAUUGUAGCAAGGAUAAAGCAAACUACUGGAAACUAACUUGCACAAAGCCGAGAGCAAAAAGACAGAGAUUUAUGGCACCACAAUCCUAAACAGAGAUUCCUCCCAGGGUUGGAUAAUAUUGUAUAAAAUGCAAAUGCAAGAUUUGUUAAUUGCUAUACAGAAGUGACAAGUAAAAAAAAUAUUUUCACAAACAUGCAAUCUACAAAACAAAAAUAGCAUUGCAUCGAUCCCAUCUUUUUCUCCUGUGCUUUAAAUCUAUGCUAUGACAUACACCUGACUGACUUGGAGUUUGGUUAGCAGGCAUAACAACUCAAGUAAACCUCAAUAAAGUAAGACUAGUUGACACAAGAUGGUUUGUAUCUUAUUAGUGAAACUGACUGUACAUUAUCUUUACUAUGACUCUCUGCCACUCUCUUGUAUACCUAAUAUGUAAGAAAUCUUAAAAUAACAGCUCAUGGUGCAAUACACCAUUCCAUUUAAAGUAUUAAUGCAUCUAAGGAUUCUAAGUAGCAACCUAUUAUUUAUUCGGUUCUACUUUACAGUUUACUUGUUUCCCUUGCAAUUGUAGUGUUUUUAUUGUUACUGUCAUCACUUCAUCUCAUUCAAUCUAACAGUAUUCAUAUUAAAGUCUUACACAACAAA
Molecule: messenger RNA, 1851 nt
Organism: Carassius carassius (crucian carp)
Lineage: Eukaryota; Metazoa; Chordata; Actinopteri; Cypriniformes; Cyprinidae
Product: potential E3 ubiquitin-protein ligase ariadne-2
Exons: 4
Coding region: 600-1298 (232 amino acids)
Source: RefSeq, a predicted model, not a curated record